Molecule: messenger RNA, 2736 nt
Organism: Nannospalax galili (Upper Galilee mountains blind mole rat)
Lineage: Eukaryota; Metazoa; Chordata; Mammalia; Rodentia; Spalacidae
Gene: Lpo
Product: lactoperoxidase
Exons: 13
Coding region: 142-2274 (710 amino acids)
Biological process (GO): response to oxidative stress
Molecular function (GO): thiocyanate peroxidase activity; heme binding
Source: RefSeq, a predicted model, not a curated record
CUCCAAGCCACUUCAACCACUCAAAAUCCUUCCCUCUGGGCCUUUCCCAUAGGUAAAUUCUUGUGGGAAGAUAUAAAAGACCAACUCCUCCAAGCAGAACAACUCUCUAGCUGCCAUAGGAGGCCAAGGCACACAGCAGCGAUGAGGGUCCUUCUGCAUUUCCCAGCCUUCCUGGCUUUCCUGAUCUUGCUCCAGACUGCAGCAUCUGCCAGAAAUGCUCGGACCACCAAAACUGCCACCAUCUAUGACACAGUGAGUCAGGUCAAAGUCCAGGUCAACAAGGCCUUCCUGGAGUCCCGGGCCAGGCUGAAGAUGGCCAUGAGCUCCCUGACUCCCACCACCCGCCAACUCUCAGAGUUUCUCAAACAUGCCAAAGGCCGGACACGCACAGCCAUCCGCAGCGGGCAGGUGUGGGAGGAGUCCUUGAAGAAGCUGAGGAAACAGGUGUCCUUGACAAAUGUCACAGGUCAAGGCCUGGACUUGACUUCGCUCUCCUGGGAGGUGGGCUGUGAUGCCCCUGCUCUCCCGGUGAACUGCAACAUAAGCAGCCCUUACCGAACCAUCACUGGAGACUGUAACAACAGGAAGAAGCCUGCUCUGGGCGCAGCCAACAGGGCGCUGGCUCGAUGGCUGCCAGCCGAGUAUGAGGACGGGCUCUCCCUUCCCUUCGGGUGGACGCCGGGGAAGACGCGGAACGGCUUCUCUCUCCCUCCGGCCCGUGAAGUCUCCAACCAGAUCGCCGGCUAUCUGAACGAGGAGGAUGUUCUGGACCAAAACAGGUCCCUGCUCUUUAUGCAGUGGGGCCAAAUAGUGGACCAUGACCUGGACUUUGCCCCUGAAGCUGAGAUGGGGAGUGACUCCAAAGUCCAGUGUGAUGAGCACUGUAUCCAGGGAGACAGCUGCUUCCCCAUCAUGUUUCCAACCGGUGACCCUAAGUUGAAGACUCAAGGGAAGUGCAUGCCUUUCUUCAGAGCUGGGUUCGUCUGCCCCACAUCACCCUACCAAUCCCUGGCCCGAGAGCAAAUCAAUGCUCUAACCUCUUUCCUGGAUGCCAGCUUGGUGUACGGCCCUGAGCCAAACCUGGCAAAUAGAUUACGAAACCUCAGCAGUCCCCUGGGCCUCAUGGCUGUCAAUGAAGAGGUCUCAGACCAUGGACUGCCCUACCUUCCUUUUGUUGAAACAAAGCCCAGCUCCUGUGAGGUCAUCAACAAAACAGCCGGUGUGCCCUGCUUCCUAGCAGGAGACUCUCGAGCCUCAGAGCAGAUAUUGCUGGCCACAUCCCACACCCUCUUUAUCCGGGAACACAACCGGUUAGUUAGAGAGCUGAACAGACUCAACCCCCAGUGGGAUGGAGAGAAGCUCUACCAGGAAGCCCGGAAGAUCCUGGGAGCCUUCAUUCAGAUUAUCACCUUUAGGGACUACCUACCCAUUGUGCUGGGUGAUGAGAUGGAGAAGUGGAUACCCCCAUACCAAGGCUACAAUGAAUCUGUAGACCCUCGAAUUUCCAAUGUCUUUACCUUUGCUUUCCGCUUUGGCCACUUGGAGAUCCCCUCCACUGUGUCUCGCCUGGAUGAGAAUUAUCAGCCAUGGGGUUCAGAACCAGAACUCCCCCUGCAUACCCUUUUCUUCAACACCUGGAGGAUAGUCAAAGAUGGUGGAAUUGAUCCUCUGGUGCGAGGACUGCUAGCCAAAAAAGCCAAGUUGAUGAGACAGAAUAAAAUGAUGACAGGGGAACUGCGCAACAAGCUGUUCCAGCCAAAUCAUACCAUCCAUGGCUUUGACCUGGCUGCCAUCAACAUACAGCGGAGCCGGGACCAUGGGCAACCUGGGUACAACUCCUGGAGAGGUUUCUGUGGCCUCUCACAGCCAAGGACACUAGACGAGCUGAGUGCUGUGCUGGGGAAUGAGGUGCUUGCCAAGAAGCUGCUGGGUCUCUAUGGAACUGCUGAAAACAUCGACAUCUGGAUCGGAGCUAUUGCUGAACCCCUCAUACACAGGGGCCGGGUGGGGCAUCUCCUGGCCUGCCUUCUGGGCCAGCAGUUCCAGCGGAUCCGAGAUGGAGACAGGUUCUGGUGGGAGAACCCUGGGGUCUUCACGGAGAAGCAACGGGACUCUCUGCAGAAGAUGUCCUUUUCACGCCUUGUCUGUGACAAUACCCGCAUCACCAAGGUCCCACUAAACCCAUUCCAGGCCAACAGCUACCCCCAUGGUUUUGUGGAUUGCUCUGUCAUUGAAAAGCUGGACCUCUCACCUUGGGCCUCAGCGAAGGAUUAGGGGCCUGAAGUUCACGACCUUCCACAUUGCAUAAGCCUGUGGUCUGGGAUGCCAUUUCAAGCAAGUUCAAUAACCUGAUCCCUUAGAGCUCUACACCCCAAUUCCAGGCCUUCACUCCUUAUACCCACCAGAUGAAUGGUUCAGCUGUCUCAGCCUUUCCCACUCCUUCCAGAAAGUUGGCUUUUGCCACUUCCACCACACCCUCUCAGUCUGUGGAAAUCAUCCUAGAUGGCAAGACUUAGACCUUCUGAGCUACCCCUCCAGCUUAUCAGAUGUCACCCACCCUCUCUCUGAAUAAGCAGUGGCUGAGGCUGUGGCCUUUGAUCCUUAUCUUUCCUUCUGUUCUUCCAGACUAGACUAUAAGCAUCCUGAGCCAGAGACUUCUGCCUGCUUCUAAGUAUGGCCUGUAGCAUUCAGAGUGGUGUUCACACGUGCUCAAUAAAUAUCCCAUGGUUGACUAAA